This is a messenger RNA of Hypoxylon trugodes, 564 nucleotides long. RefSeq lists its product as uncharacterized. The record is from RefSeq and is a predicted model, not a curated record. The transcript has 2 exons. Lineage: Eukaryota; Fungi; Ascomycota; Sordariomycetes; Xylariales; Hypoxylaceae. The coding region runs from base 138 to 476 and encodes 112 amino acids.
GAUAUUCCCACAAAAUCACGCCUAUUCGAGGCUAUUUCACUCGAAAACACGUGAAGUCACUUGACGCUGGAAGAUCCAAGCACCAACCUAGGCAUUUUGCGCUGCCGCAUAGCAUAGCAUUGCACGAGACCUGGCACAUGAUCUCCCGUAAGUUCAUUUUCGAGCUUUCUAUCUCUAUACCUCUCGUCGUCUUCUGUUGCGCAGCAAUUCGAGAUCGGGUAUCGUUGCUGUCGCAGUCAUUAUCAUCAGAGUCAAUUCUUUAUUCUUUCAAUUUGCGACAUCGCCAUCAUCAGCUUUUUUUUUUUUUUCUUCUAGCGAAAAUAUGCGAAAUUUUUUAUUUUGCGUCCGCAGUUCAUCGCACCUCUCACGAUGAUCUACUUAGAUGCAAAAAACUGUACGACUUGCAGAUCUCGUCUGUAAAUGACGUGGAGGUCCAUCUAAGUCGCAAUCCCCAAUGCGCCCUUAACCAUCUAUAAUCUAUUGGCCGUGACAAGAUUGGAAUCUGUCACAUACUUUUGCGCGUACGGUUCGUGUACGCGCCGUGUAUAGACCGUGUCGGCGGUG